AAAUAAAAUUAAAAAUAAAUUUAAAUGACUAGUAAUUCCAAGUAGACCAUGUUAGGCCUGAAGAUGUGUUGUGUAUAGGGAUCCAUUGAGCAGUAAGUUAAAUGGAUUAAAGCCCUAGGCCUCCAAUGCAGGAUUGAUUUUAGUGAGACACACAAGAAGGAAACAAAGUAGGAAGGAAAAUUUAAUUUCUUGUGUAUAAUUAGGUGGCAGUGGGAAUUCAGAGACGGGGUAACUUUAAGACAUUUCAAAUGUAGGUUGGGCAAGACAGGCAUAGAUGAAAAGAGAAGCAAAAAAAGGAAUAGAAACACUUGGUUUGAAGGUAGGAGACAGAAGCUUGACUUUAGAUGCGUUGAGUUUUACUAGCCUGUGGCACAUCCUGUGAGAAGGGUCCAGCAAGAAAUUUAAAUUCUGGCACUAGUGCCUGAGAAUGAUUGAAUCAAGAGAGGCAGAUUUAUAUUGUUUCAAGGCAAAAAUAGAGCGGAAACUUAGGGAAUGGAAUCCUGUUUUUUCACGGAGGAGAGAAUUUGAACAAGGAAGUGAUGGUCAGCAGUUCCAUAAUCGGGUGAUGUUGGGAAGACCUGUGUAGGUCAUUGAGAGCCAGUGGGGUGGGACACAUUGCAGAUGGAGAAAUGGAUCAAAGUCCACGAGAGAAUGAGAACAAAAACCCAGGUAGAGAUAGAUAGAAAACUUUUGAGGCUUAUGGAAAGAAGGAAAGAAUGGGUGAAAUACAAAGAACACAUUGCUGGAGAUAAAUAACACUUAACUUCAAUAAGUAAAGGGAAGAAAAGUAAGAUUUGACAGUUUAGCCUUUUGGGGGAAUGGAUGCUUUGUGGGUAAAGAUGACUUUGAUACUUUUUACCUCAUUGGCUUUCCAUGUACCAUGCAUUGAGAGAAACUUUGUUCUCUGAAGAAUAUUGAUGUACAUUUCAUUGACUUUCUAGGAAGACUGGCACUGUGAAAUUUUUUUUGCCUUUGUUUUUGGUUUUUCUUGGGGGAGGGUGUUUUGUAUUAUUCUAUUCUACUCUGUAACUUCGUUUCUCCCCCCAAAUCUGUUCUAGAACCAAAAUGAAACGUGUCAGACAAAUGACACAUUUGGUGUCAUUUGGUGCACACUACUACGUACACUUCUAUUUAUUUGUUUAUUUCUGUGUAUCAGUAACUUCACCAUCAUUCAUAAGCCCAGUCAGUUUUCUCACCAGUUCAUCCUUUCUAGCCAGUCAGCCCAGUAGUCCUUACGCCGUCAUCUCUUCCCUUCUUUAUCGUCCCCGCGUUACACGUUUGACCUACAACCCUUAGCUGAUGAAUCUAGGCUGCUUUUUACCUUUCUCUGCUUUUCUCGUCUCCACUCCUGUUUUCUUCACUCUCAGCAGUUGACUGUAUCUCGUACUUUCAAAUUACAAUCUAAAACGUUUUCUAUUUAUUUAGAAGAAAAAAAGAACUUUCUUCAUAGGACUCUUAUUCCAGGAGAAGUUUUUAACCAAACACAAGGCCUUGUGGCAAAAUAGGUGUUAAGGUACUUAGAUUAUGGGCCGAGGCAAAGCGAUGGUGCUGUCCCAUCAGCUGCCCUUUUGACACUGCCAUACCCAGAGUAGGUAGUCAUCUACCUCACAAGAGGAAGGUGUCUCUGUUGAGAAUGUGUAGUGUACUAUACAUGUCUGUAUAACCUUUGUUGUGAAAAGUAUGUCCCAUUUCUACACCAUUUGAUCUUUUUUUCGGGAUCAUCUACCCUUUGGUGCAGAUAAAAAAGCAAGUAGCAAUUGGACAGGUACAUUAAAGUUUUAUUUUUAUGUAUUACUUUGGAAGUUGAAUGAAAAAUCUAGUAACUUGGUUUAAAAUAUGCUAUUUUUCACAUAGAAAAAUUUUAGCGAAAAAUGUAAUCACCUAGUAUAUCAUUUCAUAUAUCAUAGUAUAUCAUAUCUAGUUCUUAGCUUAUGUUUUAUUUUUUAUUGAGCCUAACUUUCUUAAUUGACAAUUGAAGAUAGUUCCUAGAAUGGGUAGUUAGGGGGAAAAAACUUUAAAAGCUUUGAUUUUGUUUUUAUUAAUUCAUUCUACCAAUUUAAAAAACAGUAUUUUAACUUUGUUUUCUCUGGCCCAAUGUAAAGUGUUUGAUUUUGAAUUUUAAUUAAGAACAUUCAAAGAGCAGAAGAAAUAGACUACUUACGGAUUACCAAAAUAGAUGAAUAACAAAGUAUGACAACAAUAGAGGUAAAGAAUAAGCUAAUUUUAAAAACUUUCACAUAAUUGGUAGUUAGAAGUUAAAAAUUUAUUCAUUAAUUCAACAAAUAAUUAUCAGGUACCUCUCACGUACUAGAUAUAUGCUCAGUGUACCAUGUUUUGGGAAAGCAGACAUAGUCCCUGCUAGAUCUAAAAAAAUAGGAUUUCCUUUAAGAAUAAUUCAUGUAAAUUUUUUUCCUUGGUCUCAUGUGUAUAUAUUUUAAAAGUAUACAUCUAUCUUUGUUAAUUCAUUAUUUAAGAUAGUGUCAUAAACAAAAAUAGCUGAAGCUAAUAUUCAAUAAUUAAUAACAUUUUGUGGGCAGUUUGUUUAAAAAUUGGUCUUUUGAAGGUUAAAAGCAUAAACCUGUGAAUAGAAGGUAAUUCUACCUCUGUAUAUAAUUGUAAUACCCUAAUGCUAUAAAAUUAGUCAGUCUUUUCUGAAAAAAAAUUUUUUUGUGAGUAUUUAAAAACCCUCUCAGGAGGCAGGAAAGUAUAGCAGGAGAGUAGGGGCUCUGAUGUCAGACUUUCUGGUUCACAUCCCACGUUUCCAAUGCAAAGCCCAGUAUUUGGAUUUAUUGAGGAGAUUACUUAAACGUAGGAUUGAAACUAAUCUUAUUUAGAAUUUUGCAAAGAUGUUUCCAAAAUAAGCUUCCUAAGAUUAUUGCUAUGUAUCUUUUUAGAGUAACCUUAACACCACAACUGAUCAGUGUACAGCAGAACUUUUCACUGAGAAGACCACCAGAGAGGAGGAGAAUGGCGUUGAAACAGAUUUCCAGCAACAAGUGCUUUGGGGGAUUGCAGAAGGUUUUUGAACAUGACAGUGUUGAACUGAAAUGCAAAAUGAAAUUUGCUAUCUAUUUACCACCAAAGGCAGAAACUGGAAAAUGCCCUGCACUAUAUUGGCUGUCUGGUUUAACUUGCACAGAACAAAAUUUUAUAUCAAAAUCUGGUUAUCAUCAAGCUGCCUCGGAACAUGGCCUUGUCGUCAUUGCUCCAGAUACCAGCCCUCGUGGCUGCAAUAUUAAAGGAGAAGAUGAGACCUGGGACUUCGGCUCUGGGGCUGGAUUUUAUGUGGAUGCUACUGAAGAUCCUUGGAAAACUAACUACAGAAUGUACUCGUAUGUAACGGAGGAGCUUCCACAACUCAUAAAUACCAAUUUUCCAGUGGAUCCCCAAAGGAUGUCUAUUUUUGGCCACUCCAUGGGGGGCCAUGGAGCUCUGAUUUGUGCUUUGAAGAACCCUGGAAAAUACAAAUCUGUGUCAGCGUUUGCUCCAAUUUGCAACCCAGUGCUCUGUCCUUGGGGCAAAAAAGCCUUUAGUGGAUAUUUGGGAACAGAUCAAAGUAAAUGGGAGGCUUAUGAUGCUACCCAUCUUGUGAAGGCCUGCCCAGGUACUCAGCUGGAUAUACUAAUUGAUCAAGGAAAAGAUGACCAGUUCCUUUCAGAUGGACAGCUACUACCUGAUAACUUCAUAGCUGCCUGUACGGAAAAGAAAAUCCCUGUUGUUUUCAGAUUACAAGAGGGUUAUGAUCAUAGCUACUACUUCAUUGCAACCUUUAUUACCGAUCACAUCAGACAUCAUGCAAAAUACCUGAAUGCUUGAAAAGCUUCGGAUAAGAGAAUCUCUUCAGGAUGAUAAAAUUGUAAUAAACAGACUGGCAAGGAAAAAAGAUUUUAAAACAUUGGAUUUUGCAGUGCCAAAAAUGCUUCAUUCUGUAGUUGAAUCACCCUCUAAAUAAAUAAAUCAAACCUGCUUCUGAUUUAAAAA
Messenger RNA from Delphinapterus leucas (beluga whale), 3981 nucleotides. The record is from RefSeq and is a predicted model, not a curated record. Lineage: Eukaryota; Metazoa; Chordata; Mammalia; Artiodactyla; Monodontidae.